AUGUCUGUAAUUUUUCAAGUUUUAGCUACUGUUGUCGUCAGCUUCAUCUGUCUGUCCGUGGGUAUAUUAUACACAUGGCCGUCAUCAACUCUCGUUCUGUUCACAUCUCCAAACACAACUCUCAAUCGAGUCAUGACUGAAACUGAAGUUUCCUUACUGGGUAGCUUAUCGUCCAUCAGUGGAAUCAUAGUUACACCAUUUGCUGGCUAUAUAAUGGAUUCCUUGGGACGGAAAUGGGCAUGUAUAGUAUUCAACCUGGCGCAAAUAGCAAGCUGGGUGAUCGUGUGUACAUGCACAAUGGUAGAAGCGAUACUCUUCGCCAUGUUUGUGUUCGGUUUGAGCAGUUGCAUGUUCAUCGUUGUACCGAUAUACGUCAGCGAAUUUUGCGAAGAUUCCAUACGAGGUUCCAUGAUGUCUAGUUCGAUGGUGUCCUAUGGGCUCGGCAUGUUGGUAUCAUACGUAAUGGGAGGACUUUUGGAUUAUGAUACUAUGAACUACGUUGGGUUGUCAGUGGCCGUGCUGGGUUUGGUCCUUUUCGGUACUAUGAAGGAGUCACCACUGCACCUCUUGAAUAUUGGACGAGAACGGGAAGCGCGACGAUCGGUUGCCUUUUACAGAAACGUAAAAAUCACUUCAAAGGUAGUUGACGAAGAGAUAGAAAAAAUUAGAAGGAUUCUAAAUCCCGAAGAUGACACAGAUACAAAAAUCGAAGAAAAGCAGGAAUUAAAUGUACAGGAAGCAGCAACAACGAAAAAAUCUCAAUGGCAAUGCUUGAAAAAAUCCCGAAUAGCACAAAGAGGAUUAGUAGUCAGUAUUGCACUCUACACAGCUUCAAUAUUCCAAGGACUUAUCGUGGUUCAGGUGUACGCUGGCCCUUUGUUUACUCAGGCAUUGCCGACCAUGUCCGCCACCGUUUCGAGUGUGUUGUUCGCAUUAGUUACUGUCAUCGCUAGCCUUAUCGCAGCUUAUUUCAUGGAUAUGUUAGGCAGAAGACCACUAAUGAUCUACGGAUCUAUAGGAACGGGGCUAUGUUCCGCAAUAUUCGGGUCUCAAAUACAUGUAAACUGGGGUCCGAACUGGUUGACGGCUGUGUUCAUGUUCCUCUACAGCCUCACCUACAUAAUCGGUGCUGGGACGGUACCUUACGUCGUCGUUGGUGAAAUUUUCAUGCCUGAGGUAAAGAGUCUGGCGUCAAUGAUCGCGACGGAAUGGGCUUUAGUUUGUAACUUUAUUGUGCUCUUUAUUUUCAACCCUCUUGUUAACAGCGUAGGUCUGGGACCUGUGUUCUACAUAUUUUCAAUUUGCUGUUUCUUAUCCGGACUUUUCUGUUUCUACUACUUGCCGGAGACCAGCGGUCUAGCAGUCGACGAUAUACAGGAACGGCUGAAGCGACCUCGUAACAAUAAACCGUAAAAUAUU
This is a messenger RNA of Melitaea cinxia (Glanville fritillary), 1419 nucleotides long. Its product is annotated as facilitated trehalose transporter Tret1-like. The record is from RefSeq and is a predicted model, not a curated record. Gene Ontology annotation, biological process: transmembrane transport. Gene Ontology annotation, cellular component: membrane. Gene Ontology annotation, molecular function: transmembrane transporter activity. The coding region runs from base 1 to 1413 and encodes 470 amino acids. Lineage: Eukaryota; Metazoa; Arthropoda; Insecta; Lepidoptera; Nymphalidae. The transcript has 9 exons.